AUGGCCCCUCAAACGGACAAUUCCUUCAGCACGUUCUACGGCAGUAGUUCUCAAGGCGAGAGCCAUCAGGCUCGUCAAUAUGGAGAUGGCCAAGGAAAAGCCACUGUUGUCGAACGACGCAACCACAACGGAGACUCUGUUGUCGUUAUCAAUCAUCAAAAGCCCGACCCGGAGUCCGGAGCUGCUCACCCUCCCUACACAGGCAUGAAAAAGGUUCAACAUAAGUAA
Molecule: messenger RNA, 228 nt
Organism: Thyridium curvatum
Lineage: Eukaryota; Fungi; Ascomycota; Sordariomycetes; Thyridiales; Thyridiaceae
Exons: 2
Coding region: 1-228 (75 amino acids)
Source: RefSeq, a predicted model, not a curated record